UUCUUUUUUUUUUGGUCUGAAAGAUGGAAUUUCGUAACAACCAGGCAAAUAUUAUUUUUACGGCUAAAUUAGAACUUACUUAGACGACGCAAAGGAAGGCAGAGGCGAUUGAAGCAACGAGAGUCCAAUCCAACGGGGAUGGUGGCAACAGGUGGUGAUGGAAUCAAAUUCGAAAUUGAUGAUUGAUGCCCAACCCUCAGAACUUGCCGACAACACUAGAAAACCACCAUAGAGUUGAUGACUAUUCUUUCUAGCCAUCGGGAUUGUUCACUGCCGUUGGAUUGUGUGAGGUAAGUAGCGGCUGUUUGGGGUUGGGUGCUGUGGAGACGACGGUGAUUUCUGAGAGGCAACCCACAGCAACCGCUUUGCCAGUUCUUUAGAAUUUUCGGAGAGGAGGAGAGAGGUAUGAAUAAGGCAGUGGAAGAGGGAGUGGAACCUCCACUCAAGGCAUUUUUGGAUGGAAAACGCGGGAAAAAAACGAAGGCGAAGAGAAAAAGCAAAGCAACAACAUCAAAGGAUCAUAACACAGAGCUAGAGCCAGUUCAAGCUGCCCCAGAGCCAGUUCAAAUUGAGCCAGAGCCAAUUCAGAUUGAGCCAGAGCCAAUUCAGAUUGAGCCAGAGCCAGUUCAAAUUGAGCCAGAGCCAGUUCGGAUUGAGCCAGAGCCAGUUCAGAAUGACGAAGAGAGCUCAAGGGAUGGUCCUAGGGUUAGUGUUUCGAUGUUCGAUGACUCGGUGGAGAAUCACUUCAGAGUCAUGGACACCAUUGCCAAGCUCUGUGGCGAGGCUGAGGAGGAUCAUCGAAUCGAAGACAGUGAGAUUCAAAGCUUAUCGUCCCCGAUCACUUUCUUAAGGGAAUGGGCAGAUUUUAAAUAUGAACCUAGAGAUGUUCGAUUUGCUUGUGGAGGUGGAAGCCCUGAUGGGAAAGAUGUUGUCACUGGGAUAACCUUGCGUCAGUAUUCUUCUGCGACAGUUCCCAAGAAGGAGGCACUUUCUGGGGACACAUCAUCUCCAGAGUUGAGCCAAGACUUUGUGAUGUAUGUUGGAGGGCCUGUUUGGGCAUUGGAUUGGUGUCCUAGAGUCCAUCAAAGUCCUGACUAUCAUCCAAAAUGUGAGUUUGUUGCUAUUGCUGCUCAUCCUCCUGGAUCUUCUUAUCACAAAUUAGGCCAGCCACUAACUGGAAGAGGUGCGAUUCAGAUAUGGUGUCUUCUAAAUGUUGGUGUAAAUGAGGAAAACAGUCAUCCCAUAGGGGAAAAGCCAAAGCGGGAGCCUAAAAAAAGUGGAACCAGAGAAGAAAAUCCAACAGAACCAAAGAGACCGAUAGGAAGACCUAGAAAGAAGCCAUUAGAAGAAAAAUCAACUGAACCAAAAAGGCCUAGAGGAAGACCUAGAAAGAAUCCAAUUGAAGAAUCUGUUGACAAAGAUGCCACAGAAGAAAAAUCAACUCGACCAAAGAGGCCUAGAGGAAGACCUUUAAAGAAACCAAUAGAAGAAUCUGUUGACAACUUGGAUGGGAGCAGCAAUUUUGUUGAGGCUCUUUCCAUUCAAUAUCCAGAGGGAUCACCGGAGUUGCAUUCAACGGGUUGUGUUCCUGCAAAUACCCAAGAGCAUGAUAAAAAACGAAAAAAUUACAAACAUGCAGCAUCUGAAUGUAAUCCAACUCUGAAAUCAUAUGCUCGGAGGAGAAAGUUGAAUGAUAUGGAAAGCGCAGGGAGUAAUAACAAUUAUAUGUGUCCACCAUUGUUGAAUCAAAAUGAAGAGAACGGACCACUUGUUUCAGAUUAUCAUAUACAGCAGAGUUCUGGACAGGAUCCUCAAACAAGUAAUAAUGUUCAAGAUAAUGAUUACCCUAAAAUUAGCUCAACCAAGUGUUCAGUUCCGGAGGAUGUAGCAUUGCCAAGAAUUGUAUUAUGCCUAGCUCACCAUGGAAAGGUUGCAUGGGAUGUGAAAUGGCGUCCUCCUAGUGAACAUGAUUCCAAGUGCAAGCAUCGAAUGGGCUAUCUUGCUGUGUUGUCAGGAAAUGGAUCUCUGGAAGUGUGGGAUGUUCCUCUUCCUCAUGCAGUUGAAGUUAUUUAUUCUUCUUCUUCUUGUCGUGAGGGCACAGAUCCUCGCUUUAUAAAAUUAGCACCAGUUUUCAGAUGCCCAAUGUUGAAGUGUGGCAGUGAAAAGAGUAUCCCUCUUACUGUGGAAUGGUCAGCUUCGCCAGCUCAUGAUUACUUACUUGCCGGAUGUCAUGAUGGAACUGUUGCUUUAUGGAAGUUUUCAGCAAGUAAUGCAUCUCAAGAUACAAGGCCUUUACUUUGCUUCAGUGCAGAUACAAAUCCUAUUAGGUCACUUGCUUGGGCCCCGGUUGACAGCUAUUCAGAGGGCGCAAAUGUUAUAGCUACAGCUGGACAUGGAGGCCUAAAAUUUUGGGACCUGCGUGAUCCAUUCCGUCCCUUGUGGGACCUUGAUCAUUUACCAAAGUUCAUAUAUAGUCUAGAUUGGCUUCCAGAUCCAAGGUGUGUUAUUUUAUCCUUUGAUGAUGGAACAAUGAAAGUUAUCAGCUUGGUGAAGGCUGCAUCUGAUGACCCGGUAACAGGAAUGGCUGGAACAAAACAACCGGGCCUGCAUAAUCUUAGUUGUUUGCCUUUUGCUAUCUGGAGUGUUCAUGUAUCACGACUAACAGGUAUGGCUGCAUAUUGUGGUGCAGACGGAACUGUUCUCCGCUUCCAGCUUACGUCCAAAUCUGUGGAGAAAGAUCCUAGACGACACCGGGCCCCACAUUUUCUGUGUGUGUCACUGACAAUGGAGGAAUCUGCUGUAACCAUCAAUACUACAGUAUCAAACACCCCUUUCCCAUUGAAGGUCGUUCGUAAUAACCCUGAGUCAAACAAGGUGAAAAGUGCAAAUGAUAAGAUGGCAAAAGAUAGUGCAUCUGAAGAUCAAACUUUAGCUCUUUGUUAUGGUGUUGAUCCGGAUAUCCAAUCGGAAUAUGGGGAAAAAGUGGCAUCGCUCAAAAGAAAAAAAACACAGAAAUCUGGGUCUAGUGAGACAAUGCCAGAGGAUGACCUAGCAUUGAUAUGCGUAGAUGAAGAGCCGACUAGUACCCAGGAACAAGAAAUUGGGGAAAAAGUGGCUUCUGUCAGAAGCAGAAAAACACAGAAGUCUAGGUUUAGUAAGAAAAAACCAGAUGACCUAGCAUUGGUAUCCAUAGAUGAAGAGCCGACUAAUACUCAGGAUGAGGAAACUGGGGUGGCUUCUCUCAAAAGUAAGAAGACACAAAAAUCUAGGUCUAGCAAGAAAAAUCCAAAUGAUGGCCGAGGAUUGGUAUGCAUAGGUGAAGAAGAGCCAACUAAUACUCUGGAGGAAGAAAUUGGGGUGGCUUCUCCGGAAAGCAAAAAGAAACAGAAACCUAGGUCUAGUAAGAAAAAGCCAAAUGAUCACCAGGAUUUGGCAUGCAUAGAUGAAGAGCCGAUUAAUACUCAGGAAGAAGAAGCCGGGAAAGAGCUUGAAAUCUUUCCUAACAAAAUAGUAGCAAUGCAUAGAGUGAGGUGGAACAUGAACAAAGGUAGUGAGAGAUGGUUGUGCUAUGGAGGGGCAGCCGGACUUGUUCGUUGUCAAGAGAUUGUUUUGUCUGACACUGAAAAAGCAUGGGCAAUGAAGAGAUGAGAAGCCAAGUUUCUUGUACAUUCUUGUUCUUUUAAGCCCCUAUUUAUGUUCAAUUGGGCAGGUUGACAACGAAGAGAUGAGAUUCAAAGGCGGCCAAUUUAACGAAAAAGCAUUAUGGGACAUCUGAGCAUUAUCCUAGAGUUUCCAGCCGAAUGAUGGUUGUAACUUGUUAAAAAAUAAAGGAAAUAAUAGUUCUCUCUUGUAUCACCAGAUUUAACGAAAUAGCAAAAGAGAUUAUGAAAGUAACUUAUGGAAGAAAGAAAAAAUGUAACCAAUUGUUUAGAGCUGUUAGUUUAUCUCU
Molecule: messenger RNA, 3949 nt
Organism: Prunus avium (sweet cherry)
Lineage: Eukaryota; Viridiplantae; Streptophyta; Magnoliopsida; Rosales; Rosaceae
Product: Transducin/WD40 repeat-like superfamily protein
Biological process (GO): transcription by RNA polymerase III; regulation of DNA-templated transcription
Cellular component (GO): transcription factor TFIIIC complex; nucleus; chromatin
Molecular function (GO): DNA binding; protein binding
Source: RefSeq, a predicted model, not a curated record